CUUCCACCCGUCAGUCUGGAAGGAUCAGAGAGAGGCAGGCACGUUUAAGCAACUGCAGGAAAUGGCUUUUGGAGUCCUGAUAUCUGUCUACCUUUUAUUCAAUGCAAUGGCGGCAUUUACUGAAGAGGCGUCCAUCACCGUAACCCCACCAAUCACAACUCAGCUAAGUAACUGGACAGUUAACAAAACAGAAGCUGAUGCUACAGAAAGACCCAUAACCUUAAAGUUCUCACCGCCUUGCCUGGAAGACCACAACAGUUAUUGCAUCAAUGGUGUUUGUACAUUCCACCAGGAGCUGGAAAAAGCUAUCUGCAGGUGUUUGACUGGUUAUACUGGAGAAAGAUGCGAGCACUUGACUUUAACUUCUUAUGCUGUGGAUUCUUAUGAAAAAUACAUUGCAAUUAGCAUUGGAGUUGGAUUACUAUUAAGUAGUUUCCUUGCUAUUUUGUAUUGCUACACAAGAAAGAGGUGUUUAAAACUGAAAUCGCCUUAUAGUGUUUGUUCUGGAAGAAGACCACUGUGA
Messenger RNA from Elephantulus edwardii (Cape elephant shrew), 523 nucleotides. RefSeq names its product epithelial mitogen (gene EPGN). Bases 62 to 523 code for a protein of 153 amino acids. The transcript is spliced from 5 exons. The record is from RefSeq and is a predicted model, not a curated record. Gene Ontology annotation, biological process: positive regulation of cell population proliferation; positive regulation of mitotic nuclear division; epidermal growth factor receptor signaling pathway. NCBI's taxonomy places the organism in Eukaryota, Metazoa, Chordata, Mammalia, Macroscelidea, Macroscelididae.